AUGCGGGAUGCAGGACGUGGGAUGCAGGAUGCAGGACGUGGGAUGCAGGAUACGGGAUGCAGGAUGCAGGAUAUGGGAUGUGGGAUGCAGGACGUGGGAUGCAGGACGUGGGAUGCAGGACGUGGGAUGCGGGAUGCAGGAUACGGGAUGCAGGAUACGGGAUGCAGGAUGCAGGACGUAGGAUGCAGGAUGCAGGAUAUGGGAUGCGGGACGUGGGAUGCGGGAUGCAGGAUACGGGAUGCAGGAUACGGGAUGCAGGAUGCAGGACGUAGGAUGCAGGAUGCAGGAUAUGGGAUGCGGGAUGCAGGAUGUGGGAUGCAGGACGUGGGAUGCGGGAUGCAGGACGUGGGAUGCGGGAUGCAGGACACGGGCUGCAGGCCGUGGGGCGCCGGCCGUGGGGCACCAGGCACGGGGCCCACGGCGGGCGCUGUGUGCGGCAGGCGGCGGCGGCGGGGCCGGGCGGCGGGGCGCGCUGAGCGGGGCGGCAUGCUGGCGGGGCGCUGGCGGCUGGAGGGCCGGCGGUGGCGGCGCGCCGAGCCCGUGGCGGGGCUCCGCGCCCUCUACGCCUACGAGUACCGCGCCGAGGACGGGCGGCGCGUGGCCAUGGCGGCCGGCGAGCGCUUCGUGCUGCUGCGCAAGGCCACCGAGGACUGGUGGCAGGUGCGGCGGGCCGGGGAGCCCCGCUGGGCUCGGCCCUUCUUCGUCCCCGCCACCUACGUGGCCGAGACCGGCCCCGACCCCGGGGACGGCGGCGGAUGCGGCGCGCCGCCCCAGAGCCAGCCCGCCGGUGACGGCCUGCCGCCCCGCUACCGCUCGCUGGAGGACCUGUGCGGGCCCCCCCCGGCCCCCCCCGCGGAGCCCCCCGGGCGCCCCGUGGGCCGCAGCAUCAGCACCAGCCUCCUGGCGGGGGGGACCCCCCCCGGGCCCCCCCGGCCCCUGCCGCGCUGCCAGUCCCAGCAGGAGCUGCUGGCCGGGGGGGCCGGGGUGCCCCCCCCCGGAGCGCCCAUGGGGACCCCCCCGGCGUCCAGCGACGCGGCGGCGCUGCAGCGGGCGGGGGGCGGCCGCGACCCCCCCGCGCCGGCCGGGCCCCCCCUGCAGCUGCUGGGCGCCUGGGAGCGGCACCGCGACCCCGCCAGCGGCCGCUGCUUCUUCUACAACCCCGCGGCCGGCACCGCCUCCUGGAAGCCCCCCCGGCGGCACCGCCAGGCGGGCACCCAGAGCUGCGGCCCCCCCGGCCCGGAGGAGGGGGGGUCGAGCCCCCCGCAGCGCCCGCCGGCCCCCGCCGAGCCGCCCCCCCGGGCCCCCGACCUGCCCACGGAGGUGCAGAAAGCCGGGCAGCUCAACAGGACCAAGAUCGCCGAGGGGGGCCGGAAGCUCAGGAAGAGCUGGGGGGUCUCCUGGGUGGUGCUGGCCGGGAACAGCCUCGUCUUCUACAAGGAGCCCACGGGGCCGGCGCCCGCCGCCUGGUGCCCGGCCAGCGGCCGCCCCGAGAGCAGCGUGGACCUGCGGGGGGCCGUGCUGGACUGGGCCCCCGACCUCUCCAGCAGGAAGAACGUCAUCCGCCUCCGCACGGUGCCGGGCAACGAGUUCCUGCUGCAGUCGGAGCAGGCGGCCACGGUCGCCGAGUGGGCACGGGCCAUCCGCGCCGUCAUCCGCCGCCUGGAGCGGGAGAACCCGCUGGAGGCGCCGGGGGCCGGGCUGCACCGCGCCGGGGACCCCCCCGAGCUCAGCGAUGAGGAGGAGGCGCCGUGGGCCCCCCCGGGGGCCAGGAGCCCGGGCCCCCCCGAGGCGGCGGAGAAGAAGCGGGUGCGGAGCAAGCUGCGACGCUUCAUCGCCAAGCGGCCGCCGCUGCAGAGCCUGCAGGAGAAGGGGCUCAUCCGAGACCAGGUGUUCGGGUGCUGCCUGGCCGCCCUGUGCCAGCGCGAGAGCAGCCCGGUGCCGCGCUUCGUGCGCCUCUGCGUGCAGGCCGUGGAGGAGCGAGGCCUCGACGUCGACGGCAUCUACCGGGUCAACGGGAACCUGGCGGUGAUCCAGAAGCUGCGCUUCGCCGUGGACCGGGAGCGAGCGGUGACCUCGGACGGGCGCUACGUCUUCCCGGAGCAGCCGGGCCAAGAGGAGCGGCUGAGCCUGGCGGACCCCGAGUGGAGCGACGUGCACGUGGUGACGGGCGCCCUGAAGCUCUUCCUGCGCGAGCUGCCCGAGCCCCUGGUGCCCUACGAGCUCUUUGAGCCCUUCGUGGAGGCCGUGGAGCUGCCGGACGCCCCGGAGCGGGUGCAGCGGGUGGCGGAGCUGGUGCAGAGGCUGCCGCCCCCCAACCACGCCACCCUGCGCUACCUGCUGGCCCAUCUGCGCCGGGUGAUGGAGCGGGCGGACGCCAACCGCAUGACGCGCCACAACAUCGGCAUCGUCUUCGGGCCGACGCUGCUGCGGCCGCGCCGGGAGCCCGGCAGCCUGGCAGCCGCCGCCGGGAGCCAGAGCCGGGCCGUGGAGCUGCUGCUGGCCCACUUCGAGCGCCUCUUCCCCCCCGCCGCCCCCUGA
Dromaius novaehollandiae (emu) is the source of this 2538-nucleotide messenger RNA. RefSeq names its product Rho GTPase activating protein 9 (gene ARHGAP9). The coding region runs from base 1 to 2538 and encodes 845 amino acids. NCBI's taxonomy places the organism in Eukaryota, Metazoa, Chordata, Aves, Casuariiformes, Dromaiidae. The transcript is spliced from 16 exons. Gene Ontology annotation, cellular component: cytoplasm. The record is from RefSeq and is a predicted model, not a curated record. Gene Ontology annotation, molecular function: protein binding. Gene Ontology annotation, biological process: regulation of GTPase activity; signal transduction.